Camponotus floridanus (Florida carpenter ant) is the source of this 655-nucleotide messenger RNA. RefSeq lists its product as uncharacterized. NCBI's taxonomy places the organism in Eukaryota, Metazoa, Arthropoda, Insecta, Hymenoptera, Formicidae. The coding region runs from base 197 to 655 and encodes 152 amino acids. The record is from RefSeq and is a predicted model, not a curated record. The transcript has 2 exons.
UUAACAUUAGCAUUCGACGGAAUCACAAAGACUCGGCGAUAGCGAUAUCGCAGGUAUAAAUUAGCGCCGAGAGACCGUUUUUUCCUCAGAAUGAGUCUCGCGAUCUCGUCGUUGAGUGCGUCCGAUAUCGCGAGUGUUCCUAACGUAUCCAGCAUUCAUUCUCGGAGUUAUUUUUUUUUUUUUCACGCGAACGACGAUGAGCGGCGACGAAAUCUCGCGAUUGCGAAGGAUGCUUCGCGAAUGCACGUUCACGCCGUGGAUGUGCCUGUGGAAGAUAAAGUACAUCAGAAAUCUCAUGGAUGCGAUCCUCAAUAUAGCCGUAACGUGGAACUUCGAGAAUGAGGUUGAGAUCUAUGGAUUCGUCAACAUACGUCGCCGACAUUGGAUACGACAGGCGAGACUGAAGCAACGGCGAUUCUUAAACUCCUUAUGGUGCGACCGGCCGUCCUAUAGAGAAUGGGAGAGGCGCUCCCCUGAUAUCUACGCCGACAUCUUUCGACUGAGAAGAUUGUUCGACAUGGAGCCGCUCGUCUCGGAUCGCGCGUUUAAAACCGAGGAUUUCUGCGACGACGAUUCCCCCGUGGAGAUAUGGUACCGCGACGCGAGCUCGCUCGAGGAAACGAGCUCCGUCCGUACGGAGGACGAAGGAUUUUAA